AAAUUCAGUUCCAUGUACCCCAUAGUUUCAUCCCUUCUCUACUCUUUCUUUCAUCACCAACUUCACAACCGUCAUUAUUUCCAUUCUACUCUUCCAACUAUUUUUUAUCUCAAAAGUCAUGGCCUCAAAUCUAAACUCAAAAACAUUUCUUCUCUUCAACAUGCUUCUCCUAUUAGGUAAUUUAGCAUCUGCUACGGUGUUUACCAUACAAAACCAAUGCAGUUACACAAUUUGGCCCGGAACUCUUUCAGGCAACGGUGCCGCGGUUCUCGGUCAAGGCGGUUUUGUCCUACCACCCGGUGCAUCGAUUAACCUGAAUGCACCGGCAGGCUGGUCUGGACGCUUCUGGGCUCGAACCGGCUGCAAAUUCGACGAUGCAGGCACUGGAAAAUGUCUUACCGGUGACUGUCCCGGCGGACUAAACUGCAACGGAGGAGGUACUCCACCGGUGACAUUGGCAGAAUUCACCAUUGGAUCAGCCGAUAAUGGCGGCAAAGACUUCUACGACGUGAGCUUGGUCGACGGUUACAAUGUAGGUAUGGGUGUAUGGGCUACCGGCGGAACCGGUGAUUGCCAGUACGCCGGUUGCAUUGCGGACUUGAACCGUGUUUGUCCAACGGAACUUAGGAUCAAUGACGGCGGUUCCGGUGCGGUGGUGGCAUGUAAGAGUGCGUGUUUGGCUUUUAAUACAGAAGUAUUUUGUUGCACCGGCAAACAUUCGACGCCGGAUAGAUGUUCGGCGACGCAUUAUUCGGAGAUAUUUAAGAAAGCGUGUCCAACUGCUUACAGUUAUGCUUAUGAUGAUGCUUCAAGCACAUGCACGUGUUCUGGUUCAGAUUACCGUAUCACGUUUUGCCCCAAGGGAACAUCAUAGAUUAAUCUUUACAUAAAGUGUGACGAAUUUACUAUAAUAUAUCAUUUUUAGUUUAUUGGUUGUUUUUGGAAUUAUUGAACUAUUUUUCGUAACAUCAAGCAAGCAUCAAGACAUGAAAUGUUUUGAUGUACAGAAUCUCUGUUAAUUGAACCAGUGAUUGAGCUGGAAUGUUAUCCUCAAUUUUAGAUUUUA
Messenger RNA from Cicer arietinum (chickpea), 1066 nucleotides. Its product is annotated as pathogenesis-related thaumatin-like protein 3.5. Lineage: Eukaryota; Viridiplantae; Streptophyta; Magnoliopsida; Fabales; Fabaceae. The record is from RefSeq and is a predicted model, not a curated record.